This is a messenger RNA of Monopterus albus (swamp eel), 2768 nucleotides long. RefSeq names its product calpain 1, (mu/I) large subunit a (gene capn1a). Bases 133 to 2391 code for a protein of 752 amino acids. The transcript has 22 exons. Gene Ontology annotation, biological process: proteolysis. Lineage: Eukaryota; Metazoa; Chordata; Actinopteri; Synbranchiformes; Synbranchidae. Gene Ontology annotation, cellular component: cytoplasm. The record is from RefSeq and is a predicted model, not a curated record. Gene Ontology annotation, molecular function: calcium-dependent cysteine-type endopeptidase activity; calcium ion binding.
AUGGUCUUUCCUGCAGCGGGUGCGGACCUUAGAGGGCUGGACGGGUGCGCCCAUCUUCUCCAGAUUUACACGGUUGUCACUGUUGGUUGCUUUUAAAAGUUACAUUAAUAACGCCUGCCUAUACACGCAAGUAUGUAUUCAGUGGGAGGGAUCUCUGCAACAAUAUACACCAACAGGCUCCGGGCAGAAGGCAUGGGCUCCAAGGAGCAGGCUGUGCUCUUUGCCAACCAGAACUAUGAGGCACUGAAGCAACAGUGUGUGGAGUCGGGUUGCUUAUUUGAAGACCCCUGUUUCCCAGCUGAACUUCCAUCCCUGGGCUUCAAAGAACUUGGCCCUCAUUCCUCCAAAACUAGAGAUGUGGUGUGGAUGAGACCCACGGAGCUGACAAACAACCCUCAAUUCAUCGUGAGUGGUGCCACCAGAACAGACAUCUGUCAGGGAGCGCUGGGUGACUGCUGGCUCUUAGCAGCUAUCGCCUCUCUCACCUUGAAUGAGAGGCUUCUUCAUCGCGUUGUUCCACAUGGGCAGUCCUUCGAGGAUGACUAUGCUGGAAUCUUCCAUUUUCAGUUCUGGCAGUUUGGCGAAUGGGUAGACGUUGUGAUAGAUGACAGAUUGCCUGCCAAAGAUGGAGAGCUUAUGUUCGUCCAUUCUGCUGAAGGCAAUGAAUUCUGGAGUGCGCUCAUGGAGAAGGCUUAUGCCAAGCUGAAUGGCUCCUAUGAGGCUCUGUCUGGAGGAAGCACCACUGAAGGGUUUGAGGACUUCACAGGCGGUGUGUCUGAGAUGUACGAGCUCCGCAGAGCUCCCAGAGACCUGUACAGGAUCAUUAGCAAGGCUCUGGAAAGAGGCUCACUGCUGGGCUGCUCUAUUGAUGUAAGUGCUGAACACACUGCCACACCACCAAGAUCAAUGGUACACCAUCCUGAGAGGACCAUUUACAUUAAAAGCACUUCUGUUUAUUUCUGUGAUAAAGAAUUCAUACUCGUAUGUAGUAAUUAUGCUUAUGUAUCAAUACAGAUCACCAGUGCCUUUGACAUGGAGGCUGUUACAUUCAAGAAGCUUGUGAAGGGUCACGCCUACUCAGUCACUGGGUUGAAGGAGGUCGGUUUCCGUGGCAGGAUGGAACGCCUAAUCCGAGUACGUAACCCUUGGGGCCAGGUUGAGUGGACCGGUGCCUGGAGUGACAAUGCACCUGAAUGGGGUCAGAUUGACCCUUCUGAACGAGAAGACCUGCAUCUUAAGAUGGAAGACGGGGAGUUUUGGAUGUCCUUCAGUGAAUUCUUGAAGCAGUUUUCUCGGUUAGAGAUCUGUAACUUGACCCCUGACGCUCUGAGUGAGGACAGCCUCAGCCACUGGAACACCAUAAAGUUCUACGGCGCUUGGAGGAGAGGCAGCACAGCUGGAGGCUGCAGGAACCAUCCCAACACGUUUUGGAUCAACCCGCAGUAUAAAAUCACGCUGCUGGAGGAGGAUGAUGACCCAGACGAUAAUGAGGUGGCAUGCAGUUUUUUAGUGGCUCUCAUGCAGAAGGACCGCCGCAGAUUUCGGCGCCAAGGUCAGGACAUGCACACCAUUGGCUUCGCUCUUUAUGAGAUUCCAGAUGAGUACAGAGGCUGCCAGAAUGUCCAUUUGAAGAAAAAUUUCUUUUUGAGCCAUUCAUCGUGUGCUCGCUCUGAGACCUUCAUUAAUCUGCGUGAGGUGAGCACGCGGCUGCGUCUGCCCCCUGGAGAGUACCUCAUCGUCCCCUCCACCUUUGAACCCAGUCAAGAGGCUGACUUUGUCCUCAGAGUCUUCACAGAGAAACAAUCAGCAACAGAGGAACUGGAUGAUGAAAUCUCUGCCGAUUUAGGAGAUGAUGAGGAAAUAACUGAAGACGACAUUGAUGACUCCUUUAGGUCCAUGUUCACUCAGCUAGCAGGAGAGGACAUGGAGAUUUCUAUUCGCGAACUUAGGACCAUUCUAAACAGAGUUAUCACUCGGCACAAAGAUCUGAAGACUGAUGGUUUCAGUAUGGAAUCAUGUAGGACCAUGGUCAACUUGAUGGAUAAAGAUGGUAGUGCCCGUUUAGGGUUGGUGGAGUUUCAGAUUCUCUGGAAUAAGAUCCGCAAAUGGCUGGUCAUUUUUAGACAGUUUGACCUUGACAAGUCAGGGGCCAUGAGCUCAUAUGAGAUGCGCCUCGCUGUGGAGGCGGCAGGGUUUAAACUGAAUAACACACUGCAUCAGAUUUUAGUUGCUCGGUAUGCGGAGAACGAGAUGAUUGACUUUGAUAACUUCAUCUGCUGCAUAGUCAAGCUUGAAGCCAUGUUUAGGUCUUUCCAACAAUUGGACACGGAGGGAUCAGGCGUGGCUGAAAUGAAUCUCACACAGUGGCUUUACAUGACAAUGUGUGGGUAAAGUGGACCAUCUUCAUUGGAGUAUAGUGGUAUAGUGUCUGCAGAGUGCCAUGAACAUGGAGCCCUGAAGACCUCUCAGCCUUAGUGACCCUCUGAUUUACUAACACAUCCCACCUCAGUAUAAUGUAGGAAGAGUGUUACAGAAAAUUGAAGUCCAACCAGGCUUAGUGUCUCCUGACUGAAUUUUAGAAGCUAUGCAAUCCUACACUAUGACAGUCACUGUGCCACAUACAUUUGUAACCUCUGUAAAAGCAGCAUGGUUCUGUGCAUGACAAAUCACUUGCUGGAGUGCAUAUUGUGAUAGUUCAUUUUAUAUUUGUUUUGCUGUCACUAUGAAUAAGGAUAAGUCUGACUUCUUCCUACUCCAUUCAAGCAUGU